UUGAAAUCGGCGCGGUUGUUCGCCGAAUUCGUUCUAUAUUGCUGUGAAGAUAUCGUAAUUUUCUUUUUAUCGUUAUAAAUAUUAAAAUUGUUGAGGAUAUUGCAUAGUAGUUAUGGAGGAUUGUGAAAUGACAGAUAUUCAAAGUAUUGGCCCAAAUAACUGGAAUAUUUGUGAACGUCAACCACGAUUAAAAAUUGGGGGACUUUAUACUGUACGGCGAUCCGAUGAUACAUGGCAGUCAGCUGAGGUAUUGCAGACCCGUUAUAAUGACAAAAAUGGCCACAGGGAGUACUUCAUCCAUUAUGAAGGCUGUAAUCGUAGGCUUGAUGAAUGGGUACCUCUAGACAGAUUUGAUUUUACAUCAAGCAGGGACAAUUUUAAUAACCAGAUGGCCAGCCGGAUUGAUCAAACUAACAGAAAAAUCACUCGAAACCAAAAGCGAAAGCAUGAUGAAAUCAAUCAUGUUCAAAAGAGUUAUGCAGAAAUGGAUCCUACUACUGCUGCUCUUGAAAAAGAACAUGAAACUAUUACAAAAAUAAAGUAUGUGGAUAAGAUACAGUUAGGAAAGUUUGAAAUUGAUACUUGGUACUACUCUCCAUAUCCGGAUGAAUACGGAAAACAGUCAAAGCUUUGGUUAUGUGAAUUUUGCUUAAAAUAUAUGAGAUUAGAAAAGACUUACAGAUAUCACCAGGCUGAAUGCACCUAUCGUCAACCACCUGGAACACAAAUCUACUCUAAAGGUGCAAUAUCAGUUCAUGAAGUUGAUGGGAAGGAUCAUAAGCUAUACUGCCAAAAUCUGUGUCUGCUGGCCAAGUUAUUUUUGGACCAUAAAACACUAUAUUUUGAUGUAGAACCAUUUACUUUUUAUGUUCUGACUGAAUAUGAUAAAAUGGGCUCGCAUCUUGUGGGCUAUUUCUCAAAAGAAAAAUCAUCAGCUGAUGGAAAUAAUGUAGCAUGUAUACUUAUAUUUCCACCAUUCCAAAGAAAAGGAUAUGGAAAAUUUCUUAUUGCAUUUAGUUAUGAGCUGUCUAAGAUAGAGCAUGUUAUUGGUUCUCCAGAAAAACCAUUAUCUGACUUAGGAAAACUGAGUUAUAGGAGUUACUGGUCAUGGAUCAUUUUAGAUUUAUUGAAGAAACAUAAAGGUUAUUUAUCCAUUAAGGAAAUAAGGUACUUGAAAUCUUAA
Messenger RNA from Stegodyphus dumicola, 1183 nucleotides. RefSeq names its product histone acetyltransferase KAT8-like. Gene Ontology annotation, cellular component: NSL complex; NuA4 histone acetyltransferase complex; MSL complex. Gene Ontology annotation, molecular function: histone H4K16 acetyltransferase activity. The record is from RefSeq and is a predicted model, not a curated record. Gene Ontology annotation, biological process: regulation of DNA-templated transcription. NCBI's taxonomy places the organism in Eukaryota, Metazoa, Arthropoda, Arachnida, Araneae, Eresidae.